AUGUCUGCCUUCUAUUUGCCGCCCUAUCUUUCUGCCAUUAUUCCUACCUCCUUUUCUACCUUCCUUAUUUCUUAUCUGCGAUAUUGGACCAUAACACUUAUCUGCGUUCCUUCUUUCUACCAUCGUAUCUUUCCACCAUUAUGCCUGCCUUCCUUUCUAACUUAUUUCUUAUCUGUGUGCCUUCUUCUGCUAACCUAUCUUUCUACCAACAUUUCUAUCUUCCUUUCUAACUUCAUUCCUUCAUUUCUCCGUGUCUCCUUUCUGCCACCCUUUCUACCCACCUGCCUUCCUUUCUUCCUUUCUACCUUCCUUCCUUCCUUCUUAUCUGCCUGCCUUCUUUCUGCUACCUUACCAUUCUACCAUACUUUCUUCCUUUCUACCAUCCUUCCUUUUUAUCUGACUGCCUUCUUUCUACCACCCUACCUUUCUACCAUCCUUCCUGCCUUCCUUUCUAACUUCCUUUCUACCAUCCUUCCUGCCUUCCUUUCUAACUUCCUUUCUACCAUCCUUCCUGCCUUCUUUCUGACACCAUACCUUUCUACCAUCCUUCCUGCCUAUCUUUCUUCCUUUUACCUUCCUUCCUUCUCAUCUGCCUUCCUUCUUUCUGCCACCCUACCUUUCUACCAUCCUUCCUCUUUUCUUUCCUUCCAUUCUACUUUCCUUCCUUCUUAUUUGCCUGUCUUCUUCCUGCCACCCUACAUAUCUACCAUCCUUCCUUGUUUUCUUCCUUCCUUUGUACCUUCCUUCUUUCUUCUAUGCCUGCCUUCUUUCUACCAUCCUACCAUUAUAUACCCUCCCUGUCUUUCUUCCUUCCUUUCUAACUUGUUUCCUUCUUAUCUGCCUACCUUCUUUCUGCCAUCCUACAUUUAUAACAUCCUUCUUGUCUUCAUUCCUUUCUACCUUCCUUCCUUAUCUGCCUGUCUUCUUUCUGUCACCCUAUCUUUCUACCACCCUUCCUAUCUUCCUUUCUACUUUCCUUCCUUCCUUAUCUGCCUGACUUCUUUCUGCCGCAGUAGAUUUCUACCACCCUUCCUGCCUUCCUUUCUACCUGCCUGCCAUCCAUCCUUACAUCGUUCUUGCCUGCAUGCUUUCAUUCUUGCAUUUUUCUUUCUUUCUUUCUUUCUUUCUUUCUUUCUUCCUCUCUACUUGUCAUUCUUUCUUCCUUCUUGUCUACCUUCAUCAUUUCUUUCUUUCUGCCUUUCUUCUUUCCUUCUUUCUGCCUGCUUUCUGUCACUCUACUUUUCUACUAUCCUUCCUUCCCUUCUUUUUUUCAUGCCUGCCAUCCAUCCUUACUUCCUUCGUGCCUGCAUGCUUUCAUUCCUCCUUUCUUUCCUUCCUUCCUUCUUGACUCCCUUCUUGGCUGUCUGUCUGUCUUGCUUCUCUGUCAUUCAUUUUUAG
Molecule: messenger RNA, 1398 nt
Organism: Acanthosepion pharaonis
Lineage: Eukaryota; Metazoa; Mollusca; Cephalopoda; Sepiida; Sepiidae
Source: the annotation of a GenBank genome assembly